AUGGGUAGGAAAAUUACAAAUCCCGUCCUACGCAUGUAUUUUGUGUACAAUGUGUCAACUAAUACAAGCACUUGCACAAUUUUGGAUUGUCCACAUCCUGUACGCAGUGGAUGUCAUGCAGGGAAUUUGGAAAAUCAUGUCAAGGCAUUCCACCAAAAUGAAUAUAAAGAACUUUUAAAAGAAAAGUCAAAAGUAUCAUCAUCCUGUCAUAAUGAAUAUGAACCUUCAUCGAGCAUUGUAAAGAAGCAAAAAUAUGGACCAUUGGACAAAAUGAUUUGUGUAACUAAAACAACACUAACAAAUGUUAAAUUAAAUAAAAAGAAUAUCAUUGAAGCUUGUGUUCAGCUAGUUACAACAAAUGGAAGGCCUUUUACACUUUUAAACGAUACUGGCUUCAGAAUGAUAAUGGAUCCAAUCAUGAACUCUAUCGGUGGUGUACUAAGAACUCAAUCAUAUGCAGCCCUUUUAAAAAAAGAAAAUAUGAAUUUAUGUAUUCUUGACAUAGUUACAAGGUGGAAUUCUACAUAUCUUAUGUUAUUACGUUUAAUUGAGCUUAAGCCUUUUUGUACGGACCACCAACUAAUUAAUACAGAUUUAUUUUUAAAUACACGAGAUUGGGAUCGUAUUGAUAAUUUGGUAAAAUCCCUUCAACCAGCAUUUUUGUGUACUAAAUUGUUACAAAAAAAAGAUUUAACACUGGGGGAUUUCUAUGGAAUUUGGAUUCAAACACAAAAUAAAUUAAAUCUAAUCAAUACGUCCAUUUCAAAAUCAGUUUUGCAUUUUAUGAAGAUUCGCCAAGACAAAUUAUUAGAAAAUGAUGUUUUUAUUGCAACCAUUUAUUUAGAUCCUCGUUAUUUGUGCCUACUAAAUGCUGCUACUAAAAAAAAAGCUGUUAGUCAUCUGCUUACAACAUGGUCACUGAAAGAGUCCCUUUCGUUAACGGCAAUAGCAAUAGAGAAUUCAAAUAAGGAAUUGGUUGAGCCAGCAGCCCUAGAUGACGAUUCUAAUUCUUUAGAAAAAGAAACAAGUGUCAUCACAGAUGAUUUUGAAGAGUUUAUAAGAACAACUUCACAACCUAUAUCUACAGCUAAUAGCAUUAACCUCAAUAAUUCAAUUAAUGAUAUAAAAAAAAAAAUUGAAGAUUUUGCAAAUACUGAUAGAGUUCAUUAUAAGGAAAAUGUGGUUCAGUAUUGGUUGGCAAAGAAAAAUGAAAUGCCUCAGUUAUUUGAGCUUGCAGAAAUUGUUAUGGCUGUACCAGCUACUCAGGUGAGUGUGGAACGCAGUUUCUCAGGACUUAAGUUCAUUUUGUCAGACUUAAGAUCUUCAUUAUCCAGUCAAAUGUUGGAAAACAUCUUGAUAAUACGAGGAAAUAGCUUAUAA
Messenger RNA from Macrosiphum euphorbiae (potato aphid), 1380 nucleotides. The record is from the annotation of a GenBank genome assembly. Lineage: Eukaryota; Metazoa; Arthropoda; Insecta; Hemiptera; Aphididae.